Molecule: messenger RNA, 417 nt
Organism: Helobdella robusta
Lineage: Eukaryota; Metazoa; Annelida; Clitellata; Rhynchobdellida; Glossiphoniidae
Exons: 3
Coding region: 1-417 (138 amino acids)
Source: RefSeq, a predicted model, not a curated record
AUGCAAAGAUACAAAAACAAACGAAUACAAGCAAAAACAAACGAGAUAAACAUAUACACAAAAUAUCCAGGCAGCUACUUUCAAAAACCGAAAAAAGUCAUAACCACAAACAUCGAUGACGAUCCUGAUGACGAUGAUGACCUACUUUCGGUGCAGCACGUGACCUCGGCGAGCAGCGGUUUCCGCUCAGAAGAGAGCGCUUCCGGCAAACGCCGGAAAAAGAAAAAUCGCAUCAAAGAUGGCCGACGAAAUCACGACAGUGACGUCAUUGAUGGGAGUAGUGAUGGGUACUAUUCGAAAAUUUCUGAAAACGAAAGUUUAAUUUUUUUGAAAUAUGAAAUAAAUCAUUCUGUGGUUGAACUCCCACUGGAUCCAGUGAGGACUGGCUCUUUCUUUUUUUGGGAGAAAUGUUUUUAA